AUGCUUGCGUAUCUAGAUAUCGAAACUCUUCUCCCAAAUGGAAUAUGUGCAUCUUUACCAGGGAAUAGCUCAGUUCAAAACGAAAAGGAGUCUCUUUUAUCUCUGGUUUCUGAGCUAAAAUGCCAGUUAGCUGCAUGCAAGCGAUUUCUGAAUGAGCUAAUUACUGAACCAUUGCCCUUAUGCCAAAAUUGUUCGGGAUCACCCACUCCUGUAUCAGCUUCAGACCGCGAUGCCGAAAAACAACUUUCCUAUCCGAUUAAUAACUCUUUUGGCGAUGAUGAAUCUUAUUUUCUUUCCUACAGUCAUUAUGGAAUCCAUGCAGAAAUGCUAAGUAAGGAUCUUAUUUCAUCAGUCGUAUAUUUAUUUGCCUCUGAACUUAAAGCGAUGAGUAGCCAAUGCCUAUUCAUUUUCAAUGCCUUUGCUAAAUUUAUUGUCUACCAUUUUUGGUUAGGUGAUGACGUUCGCUCUGGGUCCUAUCGUACUUUUAUUAUCAAUAAUGCUGAUUCUCUUUUCAAAGGCAAGCGUGUUCUUGAUGUUGGUGCGGGUACCGGAAUUCUUUCCUUGUUUGCAACGCAGGCCUCUGCUGAGCAUGUUUUUGCAGUAGAGGCGUCAGCUGAAAUGUUUGCUGCCACUUGCGAAACAAUCUUAGAAAACAAACUGGAGGAUCUCAUCACAGUUAUUCAUGAUAGAGCGGAGUUAGCGCAGCUUCCUGUUUCCAAGGUCGACGUUGUAAUCAGCGAAUGGAUGGGACACUUCCUUCUACAUGAAUCUAUGCUGGAGUCGGUUAUCCAAAUCGCUAACAGGUAG
Messenger RNA from Protopolystoma xenopodis, 807 nucleotides. NCBI's taxonomy places the organism in Eukaryota, Metazoa, Platyhelminthes, Monogenea, Polystomatidea, Polystomatidae. The record is from the annotation of a GenBank genome assembly.